Messenger RNA from Oncorhynchus gorbuscha (pink salmon), 1112 nucleotides. Its product is annotated as CD209 antigen-like protein A. Lineage: Eukaryota; Metazoa; Chordata; Actinopteri; Salmoniformes; Salmonidae. The record is from RefSeq and is a predicted model, not a curated record. The transcript is spliced from 5 exons. Bases 1 to 798 code for a protein of 265 amino acids.
AUGGAGAUGUCUGAGGACAUUGUUUAUGCCAAUGAAGCAGUUAGAGGAAAACAAAGUGUUUCAGGGGACCAUUUUUAUAAUAGAGGAGACGACAUCUAUGAAGACAUUUAUGAAACUCCAGACACCAUCAAGUUUAAUGACUUCAGAAACAAGACUGAGGAUGUUAAGCCAAGGAGCAGACCAGGAGCUAACCUCUCAGAUGACAGAGUAUAUAACAACUUGACUGAGGACAGGGACCAGUUACAGACUAGUUACAACAAUCUGAUUGAGGAGAGGGACCAGUUACAGACUAGUUACAACAAUCUGAUUGAGGAGAGGGACCAGUUACAGACCCGUUACAACAAUCUGACUGAGGAGAGAGACCAGUUACCGAGGGAGAGAGACCUGCUGGUUUGGAGAGCUGAGAGAAGCGGUUGUCCUGUUGGGUGGAGGAAGUUUGACUGCAGCUGUUACUUCCUCUCCAUCGUGUCUAAAACCUGGGAGGAGAGCAGACAGGACUGUCUGAAUAGAGGAGGAGACCUGGUGAUCAUCCAACGCAGAGAGGAACAGGACUACAUAAAGACGUUGAACCUCUACCAGGUGAUGUCCUGGAUUGGUCUGACUGAUGAAGAGAGUGAGGGUCUCUGGACGUGGGUGGACAACACACAGCUAAAAACAGCAGAGUACUGGCAUCCUGAUGAACCGAAUGGUGGAAGAGAGGAGAACUGUGGAAUGAUUCAGAUGAAUUAUGAUGCCUGGAAUGACACCUCGUGCUCUGCAGCGCUCCCCUGGAUAUGUGAGAAAUAUGCAUAUUGUUAGGUUCUAAAAGAACCUAGUAAAAGUCACGACGAUUAGUUCAACUUUAACCAAGUUUAUUCACCCAUUGGGUCAUACAAUUGCAUAAGACAAAGACAUGGUUCCAUCAAUGGUAGUAUAUAUACACCCCAAUUUGGCUGAAGUCCUCCUCUCUAAACAUAACUUCCUGCCUAGCAAAAAAUAUGUAAAGUGAUGAGGGUAAUAAACUAUUACUUCUCCUUUAACAUGACCUGACCUUCACUAAUCCACAGCUCGCCACCAUUACCAGUCACUGCAGUCAUGUAAUGUCCUCUACUCAGGACCUCCCAAAUAAACCU